This is a messenger RNA of Spodoptera littoralis (African cotton leafworm), 1512 nucleotides long. The record is from the annotation of a GenBank genome assembly. Lineage: Eukaryota; Metazoa; Arthropoda; Insecta; Lepidoptera; Noctuidae.
AUGGAUAAGUGCAAUUACAAAGAGAUUCCGAAUAAAAAAGUACGGAUCAAUAAUUUGAAAGGACGCUCGGAUUGGAAACCGUUUCUAAAACAGCUGUUAAUAUGCAGUGGAGUAUGGAUGUCUGUGUUUCUGUAUGGACUGUCCGCGAGUGCACCCACUGUCUUCAUCCCUCAGAUCAGACGAGAGGCCAACAACACUGAAGUAAUCACUACUGACAUGGCUUCUUGGUUGACUUCAGCGUUUGGGUUCAGCGGGUUCCCUUUCGUCUUAAUCCUCUCAAUACUCUCCAAGUUCGUCGGCAGAAAGAUACCCUUCGUCAUCGCAGUCCUGGACUUCCUUGCCGCCUUCAUCGUCCUCUACUGCAGCACCACCGUCACACAAAUACUGAUCAGUCAAAUCAUGCAAGGAUUGUUCUGCGCCGCGCAUACCACCAUCACGAUAAUGAUUAUGACUGAAUACAUUUCACCAAAGUACAGAGGAAUAUUUCUCACAGCCAAAACUGCUACGUUCUACUGGGGAGUAUGGGCUUCAAAUACCAUAGGAACAUUUUUCCACUGGAAAAUAAUUCCAUUGUUUGGUAUAGGAUGUUCACUGUACACUCUGUUAACAUUAAUGAUCUGGCCGGAGUCUCCGUACUGGUUGGCGAGUAGAGGACGUUUCGAAGAAUGUGCAGCCUCACACAGAUCACUAAAAGGUUGUGAUGAAGAAUCUGAGAAGGAAUUAGAAGUGCUGAUCAAUUCACAAAGGCAAUAUCUUGCUAGUUCCUUAGCUAAUAAACAGCCAGUAACAAAACAAAUCACUGGCUUCUUUAAAACAAUCACAUCAAAGGGAUUUUGUAAACCAACUGCAUUGUCUAUUUUGACAGCCCUUCUAUCAGUUUGUUCUGGAAAAAUGGUAUUUGCUUUCUAUGCUGUAGAUAUUUUGAAAAAAGUUACAAAUAACGAGUCCACGGCUUAUAUAGUAAUGUUGAUCAUUGAUGGGUUUACUGUAGUCAGCAUGUAUGCAGGAUGUGCUCUAGCAAAACAUUUGAAGAGACGCACUUUGUUAUUAGGAGCUUCUACUAUAGGGGCUGUGUUUCUAUUUAUUUUGUCUAUUUACUUAUACUGUAUUCAAUUGCAUCUGAUUCCAGAAAAUCAGUACCUUACAAUAACAUUAUUCAUUGCUUUCACUAUUGCAGUCAGUUGUGGGCCCUUGUCAGUAUCAAUGUCAGUGUAUGGGGAGUUGAUUCCUAUCAGAUCUAGAAAUUUAUCAGUAUGUAUCAUUGCGCUGUUUGGAAAACUAGUUACUGGAUUGUCGCUAAAAUUGGCUCCAACAAUAUUUAAAAAUUUUGGUGUUCACGGAACAUGCCUUACGUUUGCUAUUUUUUCUGUUAUCACAGUAGUGAUUUUAUAUAAGUACUUGCCUGAAACUAAGGACAAGACCCUACAACAAAUAAAUGACCAAAUAAUGGGAGUGAAAUCAAAUACAGGUCAAACAACAACUAAAUUAAUAGUUGAUGAUAAAGAUGUAUAA